Molecule: messenger RNA, 444 nt
Organism: Saccharomycopsis crataegensis
Lineage: Eukaryota; Fungi; Ascomycota; Saccharomycetes; Ascoideales; Saccharomycopsidaceae
Exons: 1
Coding region: 1-444 (147 amino acids)
Source: RefSeq, a predicted model, not a curated record
AUGACCAUCAUCCUUUCCAAUGAUAGUCCCCUGGUUAUCGAUCUCGAGGCCCAGGCAGCACCUCUGGAGAAACAACAUCUCUGCCGGACCACCAAGGAGCAUCAUACUGACAAGCGUCGUUGGCAUCAAUCUCUCAUCUAUUACUUUAUUAUUGUGUUCUCAACCUUGGUGAUUGUGAUUAUCCUUAAUGUUUGUCUGGUGGUACUAAAGGUUCCUCAGGCCGCAAAUGACCUGUCGCUGAAGAUUGGUGAGUUGUUGGAAUCGUCGUCCAGCGUUAUUAACCCAUCGUCGCAGUAUAUCGAUAAUAAUGAUUUCAUCGCGGUAUCAUCACCAUCCCAAAUCAACACUGAAGAAAGUCCUUCAUUUGUGAAAAAGAGUCUUCCUACCAAACCACAUGCCAUCCGCUUAGGAAACUCAGUUUAUAAUGAUUUUAAUGAUUACUGA